This is a messenger RNA of Momordica charantia (bitter melon), 975 nucleotides long. The record is from RefSeq and is a predicted model, not a curated record. Lineage: Eukaryota; Viridiplantae; Streptophyta; Magnoliopsida; Cucurbitales; Cucurbitaceae.
CACAUGUAACUUUUACUGUCCAACUAAUUAUGACUCCAUUUCACAUUCAUUUGCAUUUGCUUUUGCUCCUCUUUUACGCAUAUUAUUUAUUAGGCGCCAAUGCUUUCUCGGGAGAUCAAGAGGAAGUCGAAGCUGAAGCUGAGUACUUGAAGUUGGGGCCGGCAUUGAGCCGCCCCGUAGCGGUGCUCAUUGUGGUGCUUGUUUCUAUUUUCUUCAUCAUGGUGUUUCUCUCCGUCUAUCUCCGCCAUUACCUGGAGUUACACGCCUCUACUCGGGCCACCGUCACCGCUGACGGCGUCAACCGCUUUGGAGCGUUACCAAUGUGCGGUCUGGACCCGGCCGUCAUUCGGACGUUUCCUGUGGUCGUCUACCACUCCGACUCCGCCGUCAAGGACCACAUGGAAUGCGCGGUCUGCCUCGCCGAAUUCCAACACCACGAAACGCUGCGUUUGAUUCCCAAAUGCGGUCACGUUUUCCACCCUCAUUGCAUCGACGCCUGGCUGGGCUUCUGCGCCACGUGUCCUCUAUGCAGAGCCGAGCUUGUCUCGGGGUCGGAUUCCCCGGAUAAGUCCACCGCCGCAUCGGAAUUUGACGAUCAUCGUGGCGUGGUGAUCAUCAAUGUGGACGAACCGGAUUAUUCGAGGGAACAACGGUUGGAUCGCGACGGCAAUUACGAGGCGGGGAAUUGAGCAAGAUGAAGCGCUUGGGUAGGUACUACCACUACGGCGUCGUAUUGCGCUUCUUGGAAACAAAUUUGAGUGCAAUUAUUAUUGCAUGUGAAUUCGUUUGGUUUGUGUAUAAGUGAAUGGGGUUAAUUAAUAAGUUUAAUUUUUUAUACUUUAUUGUUUAAUUGCAAUUGGUUUUUAGCGCUUCUUUUGUUACUAAUUUCGGUUAGCUCAGCUACUUUGACAUCAGUUGUAUUAUUAUAUAUUGUUUGAAUGAUAAAGUGCUACUGCUAAGUAGUGACUCCUUUAA